Molecule: messenger RNA, 1183 nt
Organism: Diorhabda sublineata
Lineage: Eukaryota; Metazoa; Arthropoda; Insecta; Coleoptera; Chrysomelidae
Gene: Reg-5
Product: rhythmically expressed gene 5 protein
Exons: 3
Coding region: 150-923 (257 amino acids)
Source: RefSeq, a predicted model, not a curated record
GGUUUUCCGUGACGUCAUGAUACUUCUAUAAAACAAUUGAGGCGGUCAGUUCCUAAACAAAAUACAAUCUUCGCUCGAAGUGAAAGCUUGAGAGAAUCAUAGCAGGCGAUCCUUGAUAUUUACAUCCUUUUUAAUACAUUUUACGCGAAAUGUUCGUAAACAUGUAUCGCUUUGGAAUUAUUUUAAGUGUUUUUGUGCUCAUUCAACAUUCUGAGGCUUCAGCUAUACCAAUGUGGGAAUAUCUCAGUAAACAAGAAAAAAUGUCGUUCCUGUAUUCCAUGUUUGCUACUCAAGUUGAAAAUUUUUGCGAUUCUUCUAAUGUUCCCAACUGCAAUCAAGAGUUAUUGAAAUAUGGUUUGAACAAACUGAAACAAUUACCCGAGGAAUAUUUGGACUCUAUGGACCCUUAUCAAAGAGGUGGCAGUUUAAUAAUUUGGGAUACAAUGAUGGCAGGUCAUCCCUUGGCUAAUACAACACCUAAACCACGUGCUACUACCACACCGAAACCAAACAGUUAUGAAGAUGAACCAUAUAGCGAUUUUGAAUUUGGUUCUCAAGGUUCAGCUUCUGCUAGAAUUGAUAAUGUAGUUAUAAUACCAGCACCUAAACAUGUUCUUAACCUCUACAACGUGCAAACCACAAGAUAUCCUCAACAAGUUGGUAGUGUGUUGAACGCAAUUGGCACACAAAAAAAAGGACCAUACACUAGGUUCCAAGAAUAUUAUUCUGAAACUCGUACUACCACAGAAAGAACUCCAGUAGAUCCCAUGAAUGAAGGAACGUAUAAAGAUGCUCCUCUCACUGGCCCUAUGGUGGUUAGAGUCUACUUAGAUGGUACACCCGUUGAAGACAGCAUGCCUCUUCCUCAAGAUGAAGAUUUAAAACAGUACAAAAUGUCACAAAUUAAAAUUCCUAACAUAUAGAUUCAGUUUCUUAUAGCUUAUCUGUGAUAUUCUUUGUAAAUCUUAAUUCCUGUGGUAUGUUUGAGAGAUGUAUGGCUGAUUAUUAUUUAUUUGAAUAUGUUUGCAAGAAUUUUAUUUAUUUUAAAUUUUUAGGUACAGAAUUAAAUCACAGAGACUGUGAUUUUCGCUUAGUAUCCAGUUUUAUUCUGGAGAUAAGUUUUAAACGUUUGAUUUUUAUAAUUUAUAAAUAAGUGGUUGUGUAAUAAAUAUUCCAAAAUCAA